Paramuricea clavata is the source of this 717-nucleotide messenger RNA. NCBI's taxonomy places the organism in Eukaryota, Metazoa, Cnidaria, Anthozoa, Malacalcyonacea, Plexauridae. The record is from the annotation of a GenBank genome assembly.
AUGGUACAUGUGUCCUUUUGUAAUCCAGGAACUGAAUACGUUAAUCAUCGCGAUCGCUCAAAAACUGACAAAACUGUGCCAUUAAAGUCUGCAGCAUCUGCUGAAACAUCUCUAGUAUCUAGUCUAUCUACGUCGGAAACUGAAGUGACAUCUACAUCGAACGUCCUACAACUUCGCCGUCUAUCUGAUGUUGAAUUGAGAAAUAUAAAAAUCUAUAGUAAUGCUGACAUAGAAAAAGGAAAAGGAAGUGAGAAAGAAUAUCGUCGCUUUUGGAACGAGGAAGUUAGAAAAAUGGCAAAGGACACUUCUAUUGGCAAAAAGGAAAUGUACAAGCAAGUUAACGAGCGCUGGAAACUUAAACGAUGUUCUCUUCUUGAAGCAGAAACAAAGAAUGUUCAAGAAUUGGAGAAAAUUAUUGCAGAAAAAGCAGAUGACUGGCAAGCCCCUAAGACUAUGAAGAAGGCAACUAUAUCGAAGAAUAUUGAAAGAGUACGGGAAGCAACUGAAAGCACCCAAAGUUUGCGAGAAACUGUUGGUUCUUUGUCGCAAACAUUGAAGCGGAAUCCAGACUUGGUUAAUCGAGCAGAAGUUGAAAGAAAUGUUAAAAGAGCGAAAACUUCACUGAUUUCUUCGAUGAGCGAACUUCGCAAAGCCCAAGAUACGCUACGAAAAAAUCUGGGUGCUAAAAAGUCGCAGUUAUCUGAAUAUCUGAAAUAA